Messenger RNA from Ooceraea biroi (clonal raider ant), 1073 nucleotides. RefSeq lists its product as uncharacterized. Gene Ontology annotation, cellular component: membrane. The record is from RefSeq and is a predicted model, not a curated record. NCBI's taxonomy places the organism in Eukaryota, Metazoa, Arthropoda, Insecta, Hymenoptera, Formicidae.
AAAACGAAUUUAAUAAUGAUAUAUAAUUAUUUUCCUGAAUUUAAUUAAUUAAAUUAAAUUUAAUUAAUUAGUUUCAAAUUUUCUAUUAAUAAUUGCGAUAAUAUAUAAAAAAUAUCAUUGAAAAAUCAGAAGUUUGCUUGCUUCUGUCUCCUGUUGAAUAAUGGUCUCAUCGACAACUGACAACUGACUACUGACUACUGACCACAGAAUGUAUUUAACGACCUACAUAUAUGCAUAAUUGUAAUUCAGUAUAACACAUGUCUCGAGCCACGAAUGCUCAUGUUUAAACCUUCCCGCUCGCCUGCUUACGCAUCGUAUCGCCUAUCUAUCUGCCGUUUCAUGCAUUUGACUUGCUAAUGGGAUCUCAGACAUAUCAUCGCGGUUCAGACAGAGAUCACGAAUAGAGACUAUAACCAGUGAUGCUCCGGCUUUCCCCGCGGACACGCGGACGUUGAGCAGAGACUCUCGUGUCAGAGACAAUGCUACCGAGCGCGACUGUGGACGAGACAAAAGAGCUAUGGUGGUCCAUAUACGCUUGGUGGUCGUGCGUGCUCGUGCUGAAGAUGAUGCUGCUAACCUGGCAGACAGGUCAGAUUCGAGUGAGAGAACAGGUAAUCCACAGCGAGGAAGACAGGAUGUGGAUGGUGAAAAAACCGGAGAUCAUUUUAUGCCCAACCGGUGAUGGCCAUCCAGACGUGAUUCGCAUCCGAAGGGCCCAUCAAAAGGAUCUCAAGACUGUCCUUCCUUUUUUGGUGGUCACGCCGCUCUGGUUGAACGUCGAGACGUGCAAUUCUACGGUGAAGAUCCUAAUACCGGGCUUCGGGCUAUGCAGUAUAUUAUACACUUUGCUGCAUAUGAAACUUCUACAAAUGUCCGUUUCUUGGAAGCACUUCUUCUCGAUGGCUUUGUAUUGCAUUCUAACAUAUAUAUGCACAAUCGCUGCAGUCAGAUACACUAUUACUAUCCCGAAGCUGAUUUAGCCGAGAAGAUUACGGAGAAGAAUUACCAUGACGUUAAUAUGCUGCAUUAUAAAGAAGAUUUUACAAACGAAUAAAUAAUACAAGAACUGCAUU